Messenger RNA from Branchiostoma floridae (Florida lancelet), 1857 nucleotides. RefSeq names its product tripartite motif-containing protein 2-like. Gene Ontology annotation, cellular component: chromatin; nucleoplasm. The record is from RefSeq and is a predicted model, not a curated record. Gene Ontology annotation, molecular function: ubiquitin-protein transferase activity. The transcript is spliced from 3 exons. Gene Ontology annotation, biological process: positive regulation of DNA-templated transcription. NCBI's taxonomy places the organism in Eukaryota, Metazoa, Chordata, Leptocardii, Amphioxiformes, Branchiostomatidae. The coding region runs from base 166 to 1857 and encodes 563 amino acids.
GAAAUCAAAGGCUAUUUCAAUAUUACAUAUCUAACAAUUUUCAGUGACGUCAUUUGAUGAACCAAUCAAAUGGAGCGUAACGGAUAGGAAACGUCAAAAAGGAAACGGCAGAAUUCGAAACGAUUGUAACGCUUUUGGAACUUAGCAACAACCUGUUUGUUUUGCAUGCGACCACCAUACAUCGUCCAGUUCUCAACCACGGGGUCCAAACCAACUGCGUUGCUCGGUAAGGCGUCAACAGGCCAAAGUGACGUCACCGAGACUAUGGACGACCCCACAAAUAGGGCUGACAACAGUAGUCGCCAGUCAUCCACAUCAUCCCACCCGAUCAGCCCCUCUCCCCAGCCAGUCUGUGGCAUUUGUCAUGGGAAGUUCUGGAACCCUAAAGGCCUGAAUUGUUUUCACACCUUCUGUAGAGACUGCCUGCAGCAAAAUGCUCGCAUCAGGGGUCAGCCUGCACGGAUAACUUGUCCCACUUGUCUAGAUGAAUUCUUGCUUCCUGAAAAUGGCAUUGAAGGUUUACCAGUCAACAUCUUCCUGGAUCCGAUUAGGAAAGCCAAGGAGCUGGCAGCUUUUAAUGCCAACUUGUACAAAGCAAAAAUGAAGACCAGAUACAAUUGUGCUGAUCACUGCAGCAAGUUAGAAUGCCAGCAAAGCUCCCCUUCAGAUCUCACAGAUUUGGAAACCCUUGUACAGAGCUGUAGGGCAAAGCUGCAAGAAAGACACCUGGUGAUGAAGAAACUCAAUCAGCAUGGCAUAGAGAUGAAACACAACAUGCUAGAAAUAAAGCAGCAAGUAAAGGACUUUGUACAGCAAAUCAUCUCAGACUUAAACCAUGAAGAACUAAGGCUGAUGAAUGAUCUGGACAGCAGAUAUAGGAAGAAUGAGUCAGCAUUAUCAAAGGCAAAAGUGUCAAUAGAGAGAACCAAUGACUUCCUGCAAGAAGCCUGCAACAAUGCAGAGAAGCUUUGUGGUGAUUGUCCCAAUGCCAACACAAUAUGCCUCAGUCAAAUGGAACUGUCAGACUUACUAGCGGAAUUGUCAAAACCGUUUAACAUAGAAGAAUUCCACUUCCUUCCCAUCACUCAGAACAUCAUGGUCAAAGGACUUGGCAGUAUUGUUACCAGCCCAAAACAAAUUCCUACUGAUGAGUUAAAAGCUAUUCAUUAUGGUGGAUUCCUAACCAAUGACACUACAGUGAAGAAAGCACAGACCACAGUCACCAAAAACAGCAAUGGUAGCAGUUCUAAGGUGUUGGUGACCAAUGUAUGCAAUCCAGAUGUCAAGUCAAACCAUGUAUCAGGGAAAGAAAAGAAGAUGCUAGACCAGAAUAGGAAGACAUCUGAUGAGACCAUUCCCCAUAAGACAUAUGAUGAGACCAUUCCCCGGAAGACUGCUGAUGAGACCAUUCCCCAUAAGACCCGGAAGACAGCUGAUGAGACCAUUCCCCAGAAGACAGCUGAUGGGACCAUUCCCCAUAAGACCCGGAAGACAGCUGAUGAGACCAUUCCCCGGAAGACAGCUGAUGAGACCAUUCCCCAGAAGACAGCUGAUGAGACCAUUCCCCAUAAGACAUCUGAUGAGACCAUUCCCCGGAAGACUGCUGAUGAGACCAUUCCCCAUAAGACCCGGAAGACAGCUGAUGAGACCAUUCCCCAGAAGACAGCUGAUGGGACCAUUCCCCAGAAGACCCGGAAGACAGCUGAUGAGACCAUUCCCCAGAAGACAGCUGAUGAGACCAUUCCCCAUAAGACAUCUGAUGAGACCAUUCCCCAAAAGACAGCUGAUGAGACUAUUCCCCAGAAGACAGCUGAUGAAACAAUUGCCCUGAAGACAGCUGACAAGACCAGGCUAUAG